Messenger RNA from Egretta garzetta (little egret), 900 nucleotides. RefSeq names its product sprouty RTK signaling antagonist 4 (gene SPRY4). Lineage: Eukaryota; Metazoa; Chordata; Aves; Pelecaniformes; Ardeidae. Gene Ontology annotation, biological process: multicellular organism development; negative regulation of MAP kinase activity; negative regulation of Ras protein signal transduction. The record is from RefSeq and is a predicted model, not a curated record. Gene Ontology annotation, cellular component: membrane; cytosol. The transcript has a single exon. The coding region runs from base 1 to 900 and encodes 299 amino acids.
AUGGAGCCCCGGAUUCCCCACAACAUCACCGUUGUCCCCAACUCUGUGAUGGUCCAGCCCUUGCUGGACAGUCGGAUCCCCUAUGGGCGGCUGCAGCAUCCGCUCACCAUCCUGCCGAUCGACCAAAUGAAGACAACUCACAUAGAGAACGACUACACCGACAACCCCACCGCUUCCCAGCUGGCAGCCCAGAAGCGUCCCCGAGGCCCCCAUGAACUGGUCUUGACCAACCAGCACCUGCAGCGCUGCGAGCAGGAUGUCACCCACCCCUGGAUUUCGUUCAGCGGGCGCCCCAGCUCCAUCAGCAGCAGCAGCAGCACAUCUUCAGACCAAAGGCUCUUGGACCACAUGGCCCCGGCGCCCGUGGCAGAGCAGUCCUCCCCCAGAGCAGUUCGCAUUCAGCCCAAGGUGAUUAACUGCAAACCCCUGGACCUGAAGGGCCCCGUGUCUCAGGAACUGGACAAGCACUUUCUCCUGUGUGAAGCCUGUGGGAAAUGCAAGUGUAAGGAGUGCGCGCUACCCCGGACUCUGCCGUCCUGCUGGGUGUGCAACCAAGAGUGCCUCUGCUCGGCACAGAACCUGGUCAACUACUCCACCUGCAUGUGUCUCGUCAAGGGCGUCUUCUACCACUGCACCAACGAGGAUGACGAGGGCACGUGUGCCGACCACCCUUGCUCCUGCUCCCACUCAAACUGCUGUGCCCGCUGGUCCUUCAUGAGCGCCCUCUCCCUGGUGCUCCCUUGCUUGCUCUGCUACCUGCCAGCCACCGGCUGCGUCAAGCUGUCCCAGAGAUGCUACGACCAAGUGAGCCGGCCCGGAUGCAGAUGCAAAAACACAAACAGUGUCAUUUGCAAGGCAUUGCCAGAGAGCAAAGGAAGCAGGCCAGAAAAGCCCUUUUGA